Molecule: messenger RNA, 1268 nt
Organism: Antrostomus carolinensis (chuck-will's-widow)
Lineage: Eukaryota; Metazoa; Chordata; Aves; Caprimulgiformes; Caprimulgidae
Gene: WBP4
Product: WW domain binding protein 4
Exons: 9
Biological process (GO): mRNA splicing, via spliceosome
Cellular component (GO): nucleus; precatalytic spliceosome
Molecular function (GO): zinc ion binding; RNA binding; protein binding
Source: RefSeq, a predicted model, not a curated record
GGCCGAUUACUGGAAAUCUCAGCCAAAAAAGUUCUGCGAUUACUGCAAGUGCUGGAUAGCAGACAACAGACCUAGCAUUGAUUUUCAUGAAAGAGGAAAGAAUCAUAAAGAAAAUGUGGCAAAGAGAAUUAGUGAGAUUAAAAAGAAAAGCUUGGAAAAAGCAAAAGAAGAAGAAAACAUGUCAAAAGAAUUUGCAGCAAUGGAGGAGGCUGCAAUGAAGGCAUAUCAAGAGGAUUUGAAAAGGCUUGGAAUUAAGCCAGAUGAUGUAGGUCCCAGUUCGACACAGAGUAAAACACAGAGUAACACAGUGGAAACUAAAGGAAAGAAAGAAAAGAAAGAGAAGAAGGAAAAGAAAGAAAAGAAAAAGAAGACAUCUCAGGACACCUCAGUGCCACAAAAAAGUGAAACGAAGGAGUGGGUGCAAGGAUUUUCUCCUGAAGGCUAUACAUACUACUACAACACAAAGACAGGAGAAUCACAGUGGGAGAAACCUAAAGGAUUCCAGGGCAACUCUCAAAACUCACAGACGGCAGCAGAGUGGGUAGAAGGUGUCACUGAAGAUGGUCAUACCUAUUACUAUAACACACAAACAGGAGUAUCCACAUGGGAGAAACCGGAUGUGUUUGUUUCAUCUUCAAAUGAGAAGAGGCAACGUGGCAAGCAUUCUGAAGAGCUUGCAGAAACAGAUUCCAAAGCGUCUGAAUCAGACUCAGAAGAUAGUGAAAAUGAAGCACAGAACUCAGAAAAAAAAUUCAAGAGGAAUGGUGAAGAAUCAGAGGAAGGGAAAAAAUCUCCUAGAGCUAAAAAGUUAAGUCCUUAUGGGAAAUGGCGAGAAGUUAAAUCAGAGGAAACUGUUGAUAAAGAGGAGAGCACAUCAGCUUCCCAAGAAACCUCCAGUGAUGCACCUAACAAGACCAACCCUUACGGAAAAUGGAAACCAAUUAAGGCAGAAGGAGAAGAAGACGAAGAAGAAGAACCAUGUGAAAAAGUGGACCUGGAGCUUCCUAGUACAGAGAGUGACAGUCUACCACCUCCAGUGCUAGAGGUGCCAGAAGAUUCAACAGUGAUAUUUAAAGAGAAGACAGUCACCUCCCUUGGAGACCAGACAGAAGGGGUACCAACAUUUAAAAAGAGGAAAUUUGAAAAUGGAAAAUCUAGAAACUUAAGACAAAGACUAAGUGAUCAGUAAUACUUAACAAAUCAUUUUAGACUCCGUUUAAGCUAGAGUGAAUCAAAAGAUUAAUAUUUUAAACAGGCUUUUAUAAAGA